UGACUGGAUGAGAAGCAAGUGCUGCAGCAUAAAGAACUGACGGGAAUCUGGGCUUUCCCACUCUGGUAGCAAAGGGGGGAAUUAUGAGUUGGUGGUCUGCUUCAUGUUAGGAAGACACCCCUCCAUCUGUUCACAGCUCAGCCUGUUUCCAUUUAAAGCCCAGAUUUCAAUACAAACCUCAAAUUUCUUUUCCCCAUUUUAAAUGCAAAGUAAGCCUUGUGAAUCAUAGUGUCUCUGCUCCUGGAAUUCAGACCACAUUUCCCCCCAAAAUUUUCAGGCUGUUUGUUUGAAUACCUGCUUACUGUGGUACACAAUGGGCAGCUUUGAGAAGAAAAAUUGAUAAUCUUCACGGAAGAGUAAUUUGAAUGAAAUUACACUUGACAGCCAGUCUCCAAGCAAACAAGAGGAGCUAGGGAGCCUAGCUAAGCUCUAAGGACUUGCCCAAGCCACUGCUGUUGGAACUUGCCAGGGGAAAAAAAAAAACAAAAAAAAAACACCAGUUUUUUCAACAUCUAAUUGAGCUUUUGAUUAAUUCCGUGUAGCAGAUCCUACUGAAGAAAGGUAGCCAUGGAAGAGAAUAUGGAAGAGGGACAGACACAAAAAGGGUGUUUUGAGUGCUGUAUUAAAUGCUUGGGAGGGAUUCCUUAUGCUUCUCUCAUUGCCACUAUCCUGCUCUAUGCGGGUGUCGCCCUGUUCUGCGGCUGCGGUCAUGAAGCCCUCUCUGGGACUGUCAACAUUCUGCAGACCUACUUUGAAAUGGCAAGAACUGCUGGAGAUACACUGGAUGUUUUCACCAUGAUUGACAUCUUUAAGUAUGUGAUCUACGGCAUUGCAGCUGCAUUCUUUGUGUAUGGCAUUUUGCUGAUGGUGGAAGGUUUCUUCACAACUGGUGCCAUCAAAGAUCUCUAUGGAGAUUUCAAGAUCACCACUUGUGGAAGAUGUGUUAGCGCCUGGUUUAUUAUGCUGACGUACCUUUUCAUGUUGGCCUGGCUGGGAGUCACAGCUUUCACCUCACUGCCCGUUUACAUGUACUUCAAUGUGUGGACCAUCUGCCGGAAUACUACCCUGGUGGAGGGGGCAAAUCUCUGCUUGGACCUUCGUCAGUUUGGCAUUGUGACAAUUGGAGAGGAAAAGAAAAUUUGCACUGUCUCUGAGAACUUCCUGAGGAUGUGUGAAUCUACUGAGCUAAACAUGACCUUCCACUUGUUUAUUGUGGCGCUUGCUGGAGCUGGAGCAGCAGUGAUUGCUAUGGUUCACUACCUUAUGGUCCUCUCUGCCAACUGGGCCUAUGUAAAAGAUGCCUGCCGGAUGCAGAAAUAUGAAGACAUCAAGUCAAAGGAGGAGCAAGAGCUUCAUGACAUCCAUUCCACUCGCUCCAAAGAGCGGCUCAAUGCAUACACAUAAAUAAAAUAUUCUCUUCUUUCUGCCAUUUGAAUGCAUUGGUGUUUAACUAAGGUCCAUCCAACCAUUCAAACUUUGAAAAACAAAAUGAAAGUGCUUCUCUUCAAUGAUAUGUGGGGUGACAUAUGAAUCACCUGAAUAUAAUUAUUUGUUGUUCAGCACUUAAUUUCCUAAUUUGUUAAAUUGGUAUCAGAUCUCUUCUACAAGCUCCUAUUCACCUUUUUUUAAACAUUUCUCAAACUCAUUUAAUAGUUCUGUAAGAUCAAAGAUACUAAUAUUAUCAAUUGCAAAGAUUUUUUUUUAAUUUUUAACCACUUCUCAUGUGUUAUACAUAACACUUUUUGCAUUAUUUCUUAUGUUUUGAAAAGAAAACAGCUUUUUAUACUUUUUAGUUUUGAUUUUGGUAACUAGUUUAACUACAGGUAACCUUCAAAGGGACCACUGUACAUUAUGAACAACAGAGUUGACAUCACGAUGCCUCCUCUUGAAAUGCGGAAAUCUUGUCUGGAGAUCAGUGGCCACAUACUGUAGGCCCUGGUUAAUGUUUUCAUCAAUCUAAGGUGCAAUUUCUAAAUUUAUAAGAGUAGGUUUUAAAAAAGUGCUUCUUAUCUUUGUUAACAUUGUAUUUUUUUCUUGAUGUACUUAAAAACAAUUUCUCUCUGAUCACUCAUAUUUCUGUUGUGAGCAUGUAGAAACAGUAAUGCUAAUGCAUGGCUAGUUGCCUUUUUAAGAUUGUGACACCAAGCUUACCUUUUAAAGUGUAGUGUAGAGAACAUUUUAAUGGAAAUAACUACUGUGGAUUAUUGGAGAAUGAUCUGUGUGAUUUACGAAGUGGCUGGAUUGGAACUUUUAAUAUGCUAAUGUGGAAAAUUAAUUACCUUUAUGAAGGUGGUAUAUUAAAAAUAAGCACACUAACCCCUCAGAACUUGUUUUACCUACUUAAAAAGUCUGAAUGGAUUGCACCUCUGUAAACUAUUCCUAAAAUGUGUAUGAUAUAUUUGAAAAGGUUUCCAUUAAUAUGAUAGCUUUGCUUGCAGCCUUCCAAUCUAUGUUGGUUUACCUGUAGUGUUUUCUAAAGUGUGGUCAGAGGCCACUAUAGAAUAUAUUGUUUGAAAGUGUAGUGAUAUAUUUGUGUUUAUAUUUCAAGUAAGUCAUUUAAACUGAAUGUUUGUUCCUAUUGAUUUAUAAGAAGUACCUGUAUCAAAGGAAUUUUAAAGAAAAAGCAAUCAGUAUUAUUGGACCAAAUUUGGUGUUGUUUUAACCUUGACUCUCUUCUUUUGAUUAUUUCUAAUGCUACAAGAAUGCUGUAAAGUGUCUUUUAAAAUGAUGUGGCCUGACAAGACAUUUUUGUCAGUGUAUAAAACUAGGUAGUGUUGUGCACUGAUUUGACCAUUGUGAAAUCUUUUCUCAGUGUAAGUGCAUUUCUAAUAAAAUAUAUUGAGUGAACCAAUCUUUGUACAACUACUAGUCAUGCAUCAUCAGUAAUUUUACAAGUUCUUGUAGUAGGUGGUGGGUAAUAUUAAGGUUAUCUGUGUGGCAUGAUUAUGCAUUCUGUAGAAUUAAUUGAUUUGGAGUUUGGCUUUUUUUUACACUUAGAUUAUCUUACUGGUUCAACAUUUUUCUGAUAUAUGCAGUAUUAAAAAUAUUCAGCAAAAGUAUUAAUGGGCUUCCUUAAUUCUAUAUUAUAGUGUUUCAGUUUUGUGUCUUUACAGUUUGUGAUGAUUUUUAAAACUGUCUUUCAAAUUUAUGUAACAAUGUUGACACUUUUGGCUUUCAUUUCUGGUAUUAGAGUUUGUAUUUUCACAGAGUGCUUUGUAGCAGGCAUUACAAUUAAUCUGUUUUGUACAUAAAUGUGCCAACAGCUUGAUGGUGGCGUUUUUGAAAUGUAGAACAAAGUGCUUGCAAAAUGUAAUAAAAAUUCUUGUGUACUUUGUGUA
Molecule: messenger RNA, 3338 nt
Organism: Heterocephalus glaber (naked mole-rat)
Lineage: Eukaryota; Metazoa; Chordata; Mammalia; Rodentia; Bathyergidae
Gene: Gpm6a
Product: glycoprotein M6A
Biological process (GO): neuron projection development
Cellular component (GO): axonal growth cone; filopodium; plasma membrane
Source: RefSeq, a predicted model, not a curated record